CUUCGGCUCCAGAAGUGCCGGGGCAAAUAAUGUACUUGCAUGCAUGUUGCACGUUAAUGUUACUACUGCUGAGCGAAACUGAGUAAACUGUAAACAAAUUCACUCGAGGGGUACAGGCCGGACCGUAUUUACGUCAAUUCCACACAGCAGGAAUGGAUGCAGAGGGUUUCGGGGAGCUUCUGCAGCAGGCAGAGCAGCUGGCUGCUGAGACAGAAGCAGUAUCAGAGCUGCCGCAUGUCGAGAGGAACCUCCAGGAGAUCCAGCAGGCGGGGGAGAGGCUUCGAUCCCGCACUCUAACCCGCACCUCCCAAGAUGCUGCCGACGUGAAAGCGUCAAUCCUUCUUGGUUCCAGAGGGUUAGACAUCUUCCACAUCUCCCAGAGGUUGGAAAGUCUUAGUGCAGCCACCACCUUUGAGCCCCUGGAGCCGGUCAAAGACACUGACAUACAGGGCUUCCUGAAGAACGAGAGGGACAACGCCUUGCUGUCGGCCAUCGAGGAGUCUCGCCGCAGGACGUUCCUGUUGGCUGAGGAGUACCACCGGGAGUCCAUGCUGGUCCAGUGGGAGCAGGUGAAGCAGAGAGUGCUGCACACACUACUGGGAGCAGGAGAGGACGCACUGGACUUCAGUCAAGAUGUGGAGCCGAGCUUUGUGAGUCAAGUAACGGCUCCAGGAAGGAGUGCUUUGGACAGCGUGGAGGUGGCCUACGGACGACAGAUUUACGUUUUCAAUGAGAAGAUUGUGAAUGGUCACAUUCAGCCAAAUCUGGGAGACUUAUGUGCUUCUGUCGCCGAGAGCCUGGACGACAAGAAUGUAUCGGACAUGUGGCUGAUGGUGAAGCAGAUGACGGAUGUGUUGCUCGUUCCAGCCAAAGAUACUCUGAAAAGUCGCACCUCUGUUGAAAUGCAGAUGGCUUUUGUACGCCAGGCGCUCGGCUUCCUAGAGAACAGUUAUAAAAACUACACCUUGGUGACUGUGUUUGGGAACCUCCAUCAGGCCCAACUAGGGGGAGUGCCAGGAACGUACCAACUAGUCCGCAGCUUCCUCAACAUUAAAUUACCGGGGCCUCUGCCUGGCAUGCAGGAUGGCGAGAUAGAGGGCCAUCCAGUGUGGGCUGUGAUCUACUACUGUCUGCGUUGUGGGGAUCUGAACGCAGCCAUGCAGGUCGUGAACCGAGUGCAGCAUCAGCUGGGAGACUUCAAGACGUGGUUUCAGGAGUACAUGAACAGCCCCGACAGACGCCUUUCUCCAACUUCAGAGAACAAGCUCCGCCUCCACUACCGCAGAGUGCUGAGGAACAGCGCCGACCCUUACAAGAGAGCCGUCUACUGCCUGAUCGGAAAGUGUGACAUCAGCGAUAACCACGGAGAGGUGGCAGACAAGACUGAAGACUACCUCUGGCUUAAGUUGAACCAGGUGUGUUUUGAUGACGACUGCAGCAGCUCUCCUCAGGACCGACUGACCCUGCCUCAGCUGCAGAAACAGCUGCUGGAGGACUACGGAGAGUCCCAUUUCUCAGCGAGCCAGCAGCCCUUCCUGUAUUUCCAGGUGCUGUUCCUGACGGCUCAGUUUGAGGCGGCGGUGGCCUUCUUGUUUCGCGUGGAGCGACUCCGAAGUCACGCGGUGCACGUGGCGUUGGUCCUGUUCGAGCUGCGGCUGUUGCUGAAGUCGUCGGGCCAAAGUGCCCAGCUGCUAAGCCAGGAGCCCGGCGACCCCCCCAUGGUGCGCCGCCUCAACUUCAUCCGCCUGCUCAUGCUCUACACUCGCAAGUUUGAGUCCACUGAUCCACGGGAAGCACUGCAGUACUUCUACUUCUUACGUAAUGAGAAAGACAGCCAGGGAGAAAACAUGUUCAUGCGUUGUGUCAGUGAACUUGUGAUUGAGAGUCGUGAGUUUGACAUGCUUUUGGGGAGACUAGAGAAGGACGGCAGUAGGAAGCCUGGGGUCAUAGAUAAGUUCGCCGGGGACACCAGAGCCAUCAUCAGUAAAGUGGCUAUGGAGGCUGAGAACAAAGGCCUGUUUGAGGAGGCAGUCAAACUCUACGAGCUGGCCAAGAACCCAGAUAAGGUGUUGGAGCUAAUAAACCGGCUGCUGAGUCCAGUCGUUGCCCAAGUCAGCGCCCCUCAGUCCAACAAGGAGAGGCUUAAAAACGCUGCAGUGGCUAUUGCAGAGAGGUAUCGUUCUCAGGGCGUCGCAGGAGACAAGUCCAUCGAUAGUACUUUCUACCUGCUGCUAGACCUGACCACCUUCUUUGACGAGUACCACGCAGGUCACGUGGACAGAGCCUACGACGUGAUGGAACGUUUGAAGCUCCUUCCUCUCAGUCAGGACAGUGUGGAGGAGAGAGUGGCUGCUUUUAGGAACUUCAGUGAUGAGGUGCGCCACAACCUGUCCGAAGUGCUGUUGGCCACCAUGAACAUCCUGCUCACUCAGCACAAACGCCUGAAGGCGGCGCCAGCAGGAACACCAGGACGACCCCAGAGGACCGUGGAGGACAGGGACAUGCAACUCCGCAGCCAGGCCAGAGCCCUGAUCACUUUUGCUGGUAUGAUUCCCUACAACAUGGCCGGAGACACCAACGCAAGACUGGUGCAAAUGGAAUUACUGAUGAACUGAGACACACGCACACACACACACAGACACACACACAGACAGACACGGACACACACGGACAGAGAGCGUGACAAACAGAAACCUUUUGGCAAUAUAAGACUUCUACCAAUCGUAUAUAUACAAACUCUCUUGUCAACCAUUUUCUUUAUAUACACCAUUUGUCCUUGUUUUAUCAGAUACAUCAUCUUACGUUAUCCAUUUGAGUUCCCAUUUGUUGUCAGUUUUCUCUUCAGUUUUGUUUUUGUCUCUUUGAUGAUUUGGAAUAAAAAAUAAGUGUUCUUUUCAGUUGCCUUUUAUUUUUUACAUUUCCUUUUUUCCCCAUCUAGCAUCACUUUUUAAAAACAUGAUUGUUUUCAGUCACUGAUGAAUCAAAAUUGGGCUUAAUGUAAUAUUAUAUAUCAUACUAACCCUAUAUAAAAAUACACUGUCUGAGCCCUCAAAGCUGAUCUUCCCUCAGAGAAAAGUUUUAAACAUUUCAUCUCCCAUAGGACCAAGAAUUGUAACUUGCUCAUAAGGGACCAGUGUCGCAGACAGACGCCGCGUUGUCCUCCCAGGCUGUGGCGCCGUGUCUCUGACACGUCCUGUUCUCUGGCAGAUGGUUGGUUGGCUUGAAGCAGACUGGAGGGAUAUUUCUGCUUUGUCUCAGUAUCAGCAGGGGGGUGGGGGUCUGGGUUAACGGGAAUAUACAUUGAUACAGUUGGAAUUAAUGUAAUGCCCAAGUUUCCCACUGUUUUGACACCACGUGUUUUUACGUGCAAACGCUCACACACACUCCAAUCGGAUUGCUGUUUGACUCCAUGGUUCAAAUGUUCAUCAUUGGUCUCCAAAUGUCAUUUAAACUUAAAUCAGGUCCCAGAUCUUUCAGCAGUUUCAGCUUUAACAGGGAUCUAAAGCAUAAAGCCUCAUCACAGCAUUUCAACACCAUAGCAACCAUCCAGAACACCAUAGUAACAACCUAACAACACUAAGCAUUAGGCACCAGGCUACUGGUGCGUUUAGCAAAAAAAAAAACUAACGAGUUGAUGCUCCCAAAAAAAUACCAUCACCCGUCAUCCCCUCUGUUGAAUUGGUGGCCAACACACUGUGGCCUGAGAGAACACAGAUGGAGGCUCAUUCUGUCUUGGCUUCUCUUCAUAUCCGAGUUGAUAUGUUAAGACAAAGCUGAGCCAAGUACUAUGGGGUCCAUGCUGUUGUUCUCCUUCCCGGGGCUGUGAGCGGAGACGCACCGGUUCUCCUCCUACACUUCAUAAUGUGGCGGACGAUCUGGAAAUCACCUGCGGUGCAAAAGUAGCUGUCGUCUGAAGUCACAGCUGACUAACCCGUCACGUUUGAGGGACCAAAGGCUGCUGCAUAGAGUCCUGACAUCAGUUGUUCUCUUCCCUGGUUUUUAGUACAACCUGUCGUGUGUGUGUGUGUGUGUGUUUUUCUAUACACCCAGCAGCAGAAGACCGGCCUCUCAGGUGUGUGUGCUGCAGCUGGUGUUGUGAAUCAGGCCGAUGACAGACACCUCCUAAAACCCGGCUAUUUCACAACACCAGGGUGGCACUGCACCACUACCGACGAGACCAAGAACCACCGCACGACGCUGCCAAGGGAGAAGAAGCAAGAUGAACACCGCUGUGUUCAGUGGUGUCACACACACUUAUACACAGAGCUCAGUGUGCUUUUUAAAGACUUUGAGGAAUCAUUUCAGUGGACUGUAAAACUGGUGUGUUUGUUGUGCUACGCAGGUUCUGUCAAUCACACCUGAUCUGCUGACGUUUUUUAGUUUUUCCACCCAAUCAUGAGCUAUUAUAUUAUAUUUUCUCCCCCCAUAUAAUGUAUAAUGGGUUGGACUCAUUCACCUUCACUCAGAUAUGAGAACCGCAUAUGUGUGGCGAUUUGUAGAAAUGUAAGGAUUCACAUGAAGAUUCCCUGUGUUGAGACGGUUGUAGCCUACUCCAUAAAAAAAACUUUUUUUUACCCCUUUUGCUCUGUAAAUAAAUAACAUUACCAAUAUUUACACUGUAAGUUUGUUCUGUUGUUGGGGUCCAAAUCAGUUGCAUUUCUCAAUUUUUUUGGGCCAUCAACCUUUCCCAUCUGAAUAUUUGUACACCACAUUAUUACUUUCUACAUUGUACUUAUUAUGAUUACAGCCAUUGUUAAUACCCAAGAAACAAAUACAACCAUCAGAGCGGAUUCAAACCUCCCCCAUCCAUCCCGGUUCGUCCCUCUUCAACAACUUAUGCUCUCUGAUCUUUCCCUUUAAAGACAGAUGGUCUGCCUGUUGUCUGGGAAUAUGGAGUGUGGCCUGCGGGUGUGACCCACUUAUGUCUUUCCCUCAAAAGACAGUGAGCCCCUCACUGUUUUUGACCUGCACACUUUGAAAAACGAAUACAUUUUCCCUUUAGUAUUUAUAUAAGUAAAUGUGGAAUCCGAAAUAAAUCAUCAUGCCACCAUCAUGA
This is a messenger RNA of Pungitius pungitius (ninespine stickleback), 5056 nucleotides long. It is a transcript of the gene nup93, whose product is annotated as nucleoporin 93. Gene Ontology annotation, biological process: poly(A)+ mRNA export from nucleus; protein import into nucleus. The coding region runs from base 153 to 2615 and encodes 820 amino acids. NCBI's taxonomy places the organism in Eukaryota, Metazoa, Chordata, Actinopteri, Perciformes, Gasterosteidae. The record is from RefSeq and is a predicted model, not a curated record. Gene Ontology annotation, molecular function: structural constituent of nuclear pore. Gene Ontology annotation, cellular component: nuclear pore. The transcript is spliced from 22 exons.